Messenger RNA from Penicillium cataractarum, 807 nucleotides. RefSeq names its product glycosyltransferase family protein. Lineage: Eukaryota; Fungi; Ascomycota; Eurotiomycetes; Eurotiales; Aspergillaceae. The coding region runs from base 1 to 807 and encodes 268 amino acids. The record is from RefSeq and is a predicted model, not a curated record. Gene Ontology annotation, biological process: dolichol-linked oligosaccharide biosynthetic process. Gene Ontology annotation, cellular component: UDP-N-acetylglucosamine transferase complex. The transcript has 2 exons.
AUGGCUUCGAAUCUGCAGCCCCUCUGGGACCUUGCCUUGAAGAUACUCGGCCUUACAGGCGCAAUUGGAUUUCUCAUCAUUCUCGUCAUCCUAGUAUCGCUGGUGAUUUCUCAAAAUGCCACGCUUCCCAAAGUCCGUCGAAGGGGCACCCCAGUCCACCUCCUUGUCAUGCUAGGUAGCGGUGGUCACACGGCUGAGAUGCUGGCAAUUCUGGAGAACCAGUUUGACUAUUCCGUCUACACCUACCGCACCUACGUCGUGAGCUCUGGGGAUGAGCUUAGCGCCAAAAAGGCCGUUGAGUUUGAGGACACAAUUGCGCAACAAAACGGCAACGAAAAAGCGGUCGAUAAUUACACGGUUGUCAUGAUUCCACGGGCACGACGGGUGCAUCAAUCAUACCUGACGGCGCCGUUCUCAACUCUCCACUGCUUCUGGGCCUGUCUUCUUGUUCUACUAGGACGACACCCGGAUCAACGUCCCCUCCCCGCGCAGUACCCUUCUAAUCACCCCGACAUUAUCCUCACCAAUGGUCCAGCCGUAGCUGUGUGCAUGAUACUGGCAGCGAAGACCAUCCGGUUCUUCAUUUAUUGUCUCCGCUGGGCAUCCGGCAAGGGCUCCAAGCCCGAGAUAUCAAGACUUCGAACCAUAUACGUGGAAUCGUGGGCUCGAGUUCGCACACUGAGCGUCUCUGGUCGGAUUCUUCUUCCUAUAGCGGACAAAUUCCUCGUUCAAUGGCAGCCUCUGGCGGGACGGCGGGCUUGGUGGGGUAUGAAGGAAACAGAAUACUGUGGCUGGGUUGUCCUUUGA